AUGGGCAUCGCGGGCUUCUUUUUAUGGCUCCAGCGGUGGUAUUCCAAUUGCAUUGAGGAUGUUCCGCAAGAAGUCGUCGAUGCCGCGAUUAAGGGUAAAUCACUCCUAGGAAAGCGUGACGCCAGAUACCGGUAUGACAAUUUUUAUGUAGACAUGAAUGGGCUUAUUCACCCUUGCUGCCAUGACACACAUCCACUGCCGGAGCCAGAAACAGAGGAGGAGAUGUUUGAGCGUAUUUUUGAGCAUCUUGACCUUCUUGUUAAGAUAGCACGACCACGCAAGUGUUUAAUUCUCUGCAUAGAUGGUGUGGCUCCGCGAAGCAAGAUGAACCAGCAACGCAGCCGUCGUUUCCGCGCCGCUGAGGAGCGUUUAGAAAGCGAUGAAAUUUCGAAAGAGGUGGCGGAUGAGAUUGAAAUGAAAUACAAGUUGCCGAGGCCACUUGUUCGUGGGCGCUGGGAUCACAAUGUUAUUACCCCGUCUACUGCCUUCAUGGAGAGGUUGGGGGUGGCGAUCAAGUGGUUUAUUAUGAAAAAAAUCAACGAAGAUAUCGCCUGGAAACACUUGGCGGUUGUGUUUUCCGAUGCACAUACACCCGGCGAGGGAGAGCACAAAAUCAUGCAGUACAUUCGAUCUUUGCGAUCUCAACCGGGUUAUCACCCUCGCACGACACACCUUAUCCAAGGUAUGGAUGCGGACUUGAUUUGUCUUGGUCUUUCCACUCAUGAGCAGCACGUGAGUAUUUUCCGAAACCAACUCACCGAGACCUUUAGUGGCGAUAUGACUCGUUUUUGCCAUUUCAACCUCUCUAAGUUUCGCGAAGCUUUAAUGAAGGAUUUCAGUAAUAUUCCGGACAUGAAGUUUGAACGUGUGCUAGACGACUUUAUUUUUUUGUGUUUUUUUGUCGGGAACGAUUUUUUGCCUCACAUCCCGCUAAUCUCCAUUAAGACCAAAGGCAUCGAAUUAUUGGUGGACCACUACGUUCGCGAUUUCAACCAGCACUCGUAUCUCACGAAGGGUGGUGAGGUGUAUUUCCAUAGACUUGCUACUUUUUUGCGCAACUUUGUCGAUAAACGAAUGAAGGAGUUACAACAGGAAUACAGGUCCGUAUUACGAAGCAAAGAGCGUGCUAAACGAAAUGUGUCAGAGCGUCUCGAACAGAGCGCGUAUAAGGCAGAGGAAGUUCUAGAUACAUUGCUACCAGAUCGCUCUAACGCUCAGGAAGUGAGUGAUAAACUGCUUAGCAUACUUGUCGGUUCACGGAAAGAGCAGAGCCGAUUCGUCUCCAAUACACAACCGCUGCCUUUUUCCUAUCUCACGGAUAACUACCGGGAUCAGUAUUAUAACCACAAAUUUGGCUGGGAUUCAGAUGCGGACCGGGAGGUCUUUGAGUCGAACAUUCGCCGGUGCUGUGCCGAGUACCUUCGAGGCACGCAGUGGGUGAUGCGGUAUUACACCAAAGGCUGCCCUUCCUGGGAGUGGUAUUAUCCCUUUUACUACGCCCCCUUGUUGCAGGAUCUCGCGGCUUUUACCUCUAAGGUGGAUGUCACGAUGCACAUCAGCGCGCCGCUGCAUCCCGUGGAGCAGCUUCUUGCUGUCCUGCCUCGACUCAGCGUCGAGGCCUUGCCAACACAGCUGCAUCAAGCAGUCAACGACGAACAUUCGGUGCUUGGCUGUUUUUAUCCCGACAAGAUUAAUGUAGACUAUAGUGAAGCUGACUUUUCUUACCAGGGCGUCCUCCGGAUCCCUUUCAUUGACAGCAAGGCGCUGAGCAAAGCCUGCCAACAGCUCAUAGAGCUUGAGGAGGAUGUCGGCACAACACUUCUUUUUCUACAUGAAUCUAAUCCGCUGUGCAGUAAGCUAUACCAGCUUUUGAAGAUGAACGGGGUUACGGGGCAUGUCGGCACUCAAAUUGUAUCCAUCACAGCCGAUAUUAUGUCGACUACACCGAUAGCAGGACCUGUGAGCUUUUUUGCAGACUCAUAUCCACUUCACUCAAGACUCAAGUGCCCCGAUCCAGAUCUUGAGAAGUGUACUCCUUUUGGUUCACUUAUAGAGGAUAACGCUACACACUGCUUCUUGUAUGAUCUCAACACACAGACGAAAUACAAUCAGUCCCUUAUCAACGUUCAAGAGAGUUCCAAAACAGCAAAAGUCGGGUCCGCUAAGGCCAAUAAACAAGAACGCUCCUUGGAGGAUCUCCAAAUGCAACAAGAGAAAUCUAAGAAACGUACGAAGCGUCUGCGAUCGACUUCUCGUGGGAUGCAUUCGACUAGUGAUACAAGUGAUGGUGUAGGCAGUCCCUCUGCUGUUUCAGAGGCUAUAGUUUCUGCUAAGGAGGACUGUGUGGGUACACCUGGUCCAUCUCAGACUGCACCUGCAUCUCGUCGUUCGAGGAAAGAUGAUCAAAAUUUAUGUGCCGGUGUAAACGACACACAUAGGGAAAAAAUCACUACCCCUGAGGGUGACCAACUAGGUAAAGUCACAAGGUAUAAAAAAUUAAACAAAGAAGCAAAACCUAGGAAUGAAAAGUCUUCCGUUGUUUUGAGUCCCAAGACCACGUCGAAGGGUCCAAAGGCUAGAUCUGUGAAUGGGAAAAUCAGGCAUCAUGCGCACCCCAGCAAGAUGAAGGUGAAAACGCAAAAGCAUGUAUUAACAAGUUCUAUGAGAUGA
Phytomonas sp. Hart1 is the source of this 2670-nucleotide messenger RNA. NCBI's taxonomy places the organism in Eukaryota, Euglenozoa, Kinetoplastea, Trypanosomatida, Trypanosomatidae. The record is from the annotation of a GenBank genome assembly.